CUCUGCUGCAGCGCCGUGUCCUCUCCGCUCUUCUGCUCGAUCAUCCGUCUCCACGGUGCCGUCCGUAUGGCAGCCAAGCGAAAGCAGGAGGAGAGGCACCUGAAGCUGCUGCGGGAGAUGACAACGCUGCUGCACAACAGGAAAUGCUUCGAUUGCGACCAGAGAGGCCCGACCUACGCCAACAUGACCAUCGGCUCCUUCGUCUGCACAUCUUGCAGCGGCAUCUUACGAGGGCUGAAUCCUCCACAUAGAGUCAAGUCGAUCUCCAUGACCACCUUCACGAUGCAAGAAAUUGAAUUUUUGAGAACACAUGGUAAUGAGGUGUGUAAACAGAUUUGGCUUGGAUUGUAUGAUGAAAGAUCAUCAGUUUAUCCUGAUUUCAGAGAUCCUCAGAAAGUCAAAGAUUUCCUGCAGGAAAAAUAUGAGAAGAAAAGAUGGUUUGUGCCAGCAGAUCGAGCCUGGGCAGUGGCAGCAGCCCAUGCAUCAAUUUCAGGUUCCUCAGCUAGCAGCGCAAGUAGCACUCCAGAGGUCAAACCAGUAAAGUCACAAAUCUGCGACACCACACCAGCACUUCCUUUGAAUAAAGAAACACCAACCCAAUCUCCAGCAGUCAGUCGCUCCCAGGGAUCUCAACAGGAGAAGAAAGUGGCUUCAUUUGACCUCCUCACUGACCUUGGAGGGGACAUUUUUGCUACUCCCCAGUCUGCGCCUCCAUAUUUUGCAGACUUUGCACAUUUUAACAGUCACACAGCUCCAAGUUCUCUGAAUACAGAUUUUGCAAACUUUGAUGCAUUUGGAAGUUGUAACACUUCUGAUAAUUUUGGAGGCUUCUCCUCAGCAAGUCUACCAUCUUUCCAGUCCAGCAGUUCAGGUGGAGCCUCUACAUCAACAAAUGCUAAUUUUGCAAAUUUUGAUAACUUCCCAAAAUCUUCUAGUGCCGACUUUGGAGCUUUCUGUUCUUCUGGAAGUGACACAUCAGUAAUCAAAGCGCAAGCUGUUAGUGAAGAUAAAUAUGCAGCCCUUGCCGACCUCGAUAAUGCUUUCAGCAGCAAUACACAAACACAAGGGGCAAGUAGUCAACUAACUAAUUUCGGCUCAACGUCUGUUGGAUCUUCUGUGAUAACUGCCAAUCAUUCAAGCUCGGCAAACAAGUAUGCAGCACUAGCAGAAUUAGAUAAUAUGUUUAGCCGUCCGGCACCCUCUAGUAAUGUAUUUAGUACAAGCAGUGUGUUUGGGACAGUUCAGAGUGUUACAACUGCGCAAGCUCACCCUGGAAUCAGCACUGCACCGGCAACAUUUGGAGCAACCAAUCCGUUUGUAAGUGCUCCUGUUCUGCCACCGACUGCUGCCACAAACCCGUUCCAGGCUAACGGCAGAACUGCAGUGAGCUUUGGAACAGCAUCGAUGAGCAUGCCUACUCUGUUUGCUAGCCCCGCCGGUUAUACUCUUCCCACCAGUUUCAGUGGUGGCUUUCAACAGCCUGUUUUAUCUGCACCGGGGGCCUUUCCUCAGCAUUCAGCCUUUCCACCACAAUCUGCUGGUGGAGGUUUUAGUUCAUUUGGACAACAAAAGCCAAUGGUUAUGCCAUAUAGUCAACAAAUGGGAGUGUCUACAAAUCCAUUUCUGGCUGGAGCUCCAAUGGGCCAGUUUCCAACAGGGAGCUCCUCAACCAACCCAUUCUUAUAGCCCAUUGGGUUCAUGUCAGAAGUGUGAUGUUGGUGUGUAAUGUCUCCAGACCUCUUGCACAGUUUUGUCGCUCACUGAU
Molecule: messenger RNA, 1765 nt
Organism: Hypanus sabinus (Atlantic stingray)
Lineage: Eukaryota; Metazoa; Chordata; Chondrichthyes; Myliobatiformes; Dasyatidae
Gene: agfg1a
Product: ArfGAP with FG repeats 1a
Exons: 13
Coding region: 67-1686 (539 amino acids)
Molecular function (GO): GTPase activator activity
Source: RefSeq, a predicted model, not a curated record